CCCACUGUGCGGUCUCCACGCGUCUUUUUAAUUCACCUUUUUAAGUACGUAUCACGUUUUAGGAAUAGUGAAACUCUAAAUUUGAAACUUUCCCGGGGCACUAUGGGAGGGCAAGCAAAGACCAAAAAGAAAACCAAGACAAAAAGGAGAGACAACUGCAAAAAUGGAGAAGGUCCUGGGCUGCCUGGUUUGUCGCCCCAGGAAAGGAUGAAACUAAGGCUGCACGAAAAAGCCAAGAAGAAGACGGCUGAGAAAUAUUCUGUACACCAAUUACUAGAGAAGACAGAGGAGUGCAUGGACAGUUUUGACUUUGGGAUGGCCAGCCGUUUUUGUCAGCGAGCCCUGGACGUGGAGCCCACCAACCUGCAGGUACUAGACAUGCUGGGACACAUCUAUUCUGAAAUGGGAGACACGCAGAAAGCAAAAGGAGUGUUUCUUCGGGCUGCUGAGUUGAGCCCAGAUGAGGGCCACAGUAAAUACAUGUACCUGGGACAGAUCCACACCGGUCAGGAAGCUGUAGACUACUACACCAGAGGAAUACAGAUUCUCCUCUCUGCACUGGAAAAGCAAGCCCAGACAACUGCUGUGGCUGAAGCUGCUGCCACGUCAGCUGAAGACUCUGAGCUUCCCACAGCUAAGGACGUAUGCGUGGCCUACUGCUCCGUGGCAGAGCUGUACCUGACAGACCUCUGUAUGGAGGAGGGAGCUGCAGACAAGUGCAAAGAGUCCAUUGAGAAAGCAUUACAGUAUCACCAUGACAACGCUGAGGCUCUGCAGCUCAUGGCCAGCUACCUGUUCAGUAUUGAAAAGAACCAGGCAAGCAGAGACUACCUCAUGAGGAGUGUGGGGACGUGGCUCCCUGCCUUAAAGAGGAGCGACGGGCCGGUCGCCACAGGAGGAGAGGAGCACUUGCAGAACGAGGUCCCUCCAUACGAGUCUCGCAUCACCACGGCCAAGCUGCUUAUGGAGAUGGAGGAAUUCGAGACAGCAGUAGAUGUACUGGAGGGCCUGCUGGAAGAGGAUGAUGAGGUGGUCCAGGUGUGGUAUCUCUCUGGCUGGGUGUGUUACCUCCAGAUGGAAAGAGCAAGGGAGCAGAGAGCGAGAGAGGAGAGGGAAGCGACGGAUGAGGAAAAGCAGGAGUGGGACGCAUUAAGAGACGGGGCCAGAUCGUACCUGACAAAGGCUAAGAAGUUGUACGCUAAGCUACGUUGUGAUGACCAGCCAUUGUCGGAGCACGUGGGACAGCUGCUCGGGGAGCUGGGAGGAGAGCUGGAGGAGGACGACGAGGGAGACCCCGCCCCGGAGGAAGACUACGAACCCUGCAGCGACGCCGAGGAUGAGGAGGCGCCCAUGGAGCACUGAGCACACGCCUCACUAAUCCUUAACUUUUUUUCCGAGUCUGUUUUGUUUUAACACACCCACCAGCCACACCACCCCCACCCCCACCCACCCCCCACCCACCACCACCCUUAGCUUUGAGGGAGAAUUGUAUUUCUUUUAACCUAAGCCCUGUUUUCUUUACCGUUUGGAGUCAAACCGAGCGAUGGACGAAGCAGAAUCUUUUCAAUCGAUUCAAUAUCGAGCGAGCUAGCAUCGGCCGACUGCUGCGGACCGAGUUGCGGCGCGAUCCCUCGGGGCAAGAUCCCUUGCCAAAUAACGCGCCGCAGAAGACCUCUUUUUUGGCACUAAUGGUUUCUGAAAACAAAUUCCACCAUAAAAAGACCGGCACGGUCGGGUAGCACAGCGUUUGACCUUUUCUUUUCUUUUUUUUUUUAACGUUUUCUUCUCCGCCCCUCUCUCGGUUCCGCCGCUGUCUCCCUGCAGCAGCUCGCUCCUGGUGGGAUUACGGGGCGCUGGCGGUCGAUGCCCUUCAGAGUCCCCUCGAAGCACCGCGAGCCCGUCGCCGCCACAAAAAAAAAGAGCUCUUUUUUUGGCGGAGGUUAUUCGGCAAGUGCGAUUACACCCCCCCCUCCCCCCCCCCCCGAAUUAUCACGCGGCAGCUUGAUGCACGGCAGCCGGCUCGCGCCCGCCUGCUCGACAUCGACUCAUUCCAAGAGAUUGUCCUACGCACCGCUCGGUUUGACCCCGGACAGCAGGAAAAUGUCCCCCUUUGCGUUGUCCGGUGUGCUUCCUGAAGUGCCUUUUCACUGGUCUCCGUCCGUGUCCGUGUCGCGUGUCUGCACGUCGCCCGUUUCUCGUGUGCCGCGGCUCAGAAAGAACAGCAAUAAAAUCUACUUCAGCCGUUGGCAGUCAUUUGUUUAAUGCGUUUUUUUUGGGGGGGGGGGGGUUGUGCGAAAUGAGAGUAAACACUCGACCGACUCUGCCUUGAUCUCCUCGACAAAGGUUGAUGAGGAAGGAAGUCGUUUUAGAGCCCUUCCUUUCUCAUCAGCGGCAAAGGCAGAACAGCCUUAACGCUCUCGCUUCUGUCACCCGCCCACGCUCGGCUCGCACAACAGCACGGCUCGCACAACGUGCUGUGCGUGCGCGCACACACACAUGCACACACAUGCAUGCACACAAACAUGCAUACGUACACAAACUUGCACACACAUACACACAUGCGUGCAGACACAUACAUACACACAUGCACACACAAACACACUCGUACACACACAAACGUACACACGCACACACACACACAAACAUGCAUACGUACACAGACAAACACACAUGGAUACGUACAUGCAUGCAUGCACACAUGCACGCACACAUAUGCACAUGCAUGCACACAUACGUACACACGUGCACAUGCAUGCAUACAAACACAUGCAUACACACACACAAACAUACAUACGCACACACACGCACACACAGACAGAAGACAGUGCUGUAAUGACUUCAGUGCUCCUUCAUGCGACGGCGGUGUCUUUCCUCAGACCGGAGUGAUGCAGAGCGGCUGGACGGGAGCAUUUCACCGGGCUCUAGAUAAUUAAAACACAACGCCGUGUCCAGCAGCCAACGCCUAACGCCGUCUACACACCCUCGCUUCACCGGGUUUACCUGUUCUGCAUCGUCUCCGGAGCCUCCCGGUUCACGGUGGAAGAAACUUGACGUUCAUUCUCUCAUGCGCCGUGCCUCUCUCCUCCUCGCUCCCCCCUCUCCCUCCGUCUGCCAGAGCCUUCAAGGUGGCUGGCACCAAGUCUCUCAGAAAAGGAGAAGCUCAUCCCCCCCCCCUCCCCCCCAAACAGCCAGUUUUCAGAAUAUGGCACCACAACCGUUUCAGAUUCGCCCGUGGGGGUUUUUUAUGGGUUGCUGUAAUGAUGUGACACGCUAACGGGCUGAAAAAGUUAGUUUUUCCUUC
This is a messenger RNA of Lampris incognitus (smalleye Pacific opah), 3301 nucleotides long. RefSeq lists its product as uncharacterized. Bases 103 to 1362 code for a protein of 419 amino acids. Gene Ontology annotation, molecular function: protein binding. Gene Ontology annotation, biological process: cell division. The record is from RefSeq and is a predicted model, not a curated record. NCBI's taxonomy places the organism in Eukaryota, Metazoa, Chordata, Actinopteri, Lampriformes, Lampridae. The transcript has 11 exons.